AUGCGUGACAAGUGUUUCGAACUGGGAAUCAAAUGGAAGUUUAAUCCGCCCAGUGCACCGCAUUUCGGUGGUUUGCAGGAAGCUGGUGUGAAAUCAGUAAAACAUCAUUUAAAAAGAGUGAUUGGAGAAUUCACGCCGACAGGGGAAGAGAUGCAGACAUUGCUUUGCAAGAUCGAGGCUAGUUUAAAUUCACGCCCGAUCGCCCCACUUAGUGACUGUGCAGAUGAUUCGGCGCUUACGCCAGGUCAUUUUUUAAUUGGCGCGCCGUUAAAUGCACUGCCUAAGGAGUCCGUGGAAAACGAGAAUCUCUUGUGUUUAACGCUGUGGAAGAAGUUCAACGCUUUUGAGAAGGUUUUGAAACUGGCACCUACCAGCCCAGAGAGUGACCAGAUGGACGAACAGGCGACGCCUACAAAAAAAGCGGAAGCGCAGUCCGCGAAAUUAUCGCAUUCCCAAGCGGACGCAGCCGACCCCGGAAAACACUCCGGAGAGGCAACAAACUCCGGAGCCCCGGAUCCAGCCUCCGCUAGGAAAUACAUGUUCCGAUGGAACAAAGAGGGACGCUUGACGUCAUUGACGUUCAACGACAACCCUCCGUCGACGUCCACCUCCGAGGACAAGCAGAGCGAGGCCGCUGGUUCCAAAAGGAAGCCAAAGCGGGAACCGGACACCAAGGCGCAACCAAAAAGGAAGAAAAGUCAUCGGAGGACUCGCGCGAGGACACCCUCGCCGCCGCGACGGGAGCAGCCUCGACGAGAUCGAGAUCGAGACCGGGACUCGCAAAAUUCCUACAAAAGUCACUCGACGCCUGGAAUAAGCGAGAAGCAACCCCACAAGAUGUUCUCAGGAAAAAGAUUUCGUGAUGAAAGCAGUGAGAAUUGUGCUAAUAAUUUUGCUAACGAAAGUGACAGUAGUGACGAUAUAUGUCGUGUUCGAAGAAAGUGUAGGCGAUUAGUUAUUGAUGAUAUAUCCGAUGAAGAUCAACUACCAGAGUCCUGGCUUUGGAACGAAAUAAGAAAUAGUCCAAAAAUCUGGGACUAUACGAUGACCCCUGGCAUAAGAGAGGCAGCCUUAUGUCAAUUAGGAGGAAGUAGAAAAGAAUUUGAUAUAUUUAAUCUAAUAUUUGAUGACAUAUUCUGGAACAAUAUUGUAACCGAAACUAACCAGUAUGCAGAUCAAAUACGAACGAAUCCACAUAGAACACGAAAAAUCGACGACACUUGGUUUCCUGUAGAUUCUACCGAAAUUAAAAGAUAUUUCGCAUUGACCAUAAUAAUGGCACAGGUAAAAAAACCAAGAAUACAAAUGAAUUGGUCGAAGAGGGCUGUUAUCGAAACGCCGAUAUUUAGAAAAUCAAUGCCUUUGAAAAGAUAUCUGCAAAUUACAAGGUGUUUACAUUUCUCAAAUAAUAAUCUGGUUGCCAAUACAGAUAAAUUGAGCAAGAUUAAACCUGUGAUCAAUUUUUUGAACCAAAAAUUUAAAGAAGUGUAUAUAAUGAAAGAAGAGAUUGCAAUUGAUGAAUCGCUCAUGAAAUUCAAGGGGCGCCUAUCUUAUAAGCAAUUUAACCCAUCAAAAAGGGCAAGGUUUGGCGUUAAAUUUUAUAAAUUAUGUGAGUCCGAUUCAGGCUAUUGCUAUGAAUUUAAAAUAUAUACAGGCCGCGAUAAAACAAACUGUGAUGAUAGCGCUUCGGAAAGUGUUGUCAAAGAGCUUUCUGAGUCAGUGUUGCACAGGGGUCACACUUUAUACAUAGACAACUGGUAUUCUUCCCCAAAAUUAUUUAUGACAUUAUCAUAUAAAUAUAAAACAAAUGUAAUUGGCACAGUACGUGAGAAUAGGAAGCAUAUGCCAAAAGAUUUGUGCAAUGUAAAAUUAAAAAGGAGGGAAUACGCAAUAAGAAGCUGCAACAGAAUACUCGCUAUAAAAUGGAAAGACAAGCGAGAUGUUUAUAUUAUGUCGACAAAACAUGAAACAGUCGAAAUGACUACAAAACCAAAUUGUAUUACAGAGUACAACAAGGGAAUGAAUGGAACUGAUCUCCAAGACCAAAUAUCAGCAGUAAUGAGGAAAUACAUGAAAGGAUAUAAAAAUUUUUUUUAUCUGUUCGAUAUUGGUCUUUUUAACUCUUACAUUUUAUGGAAAAAAAUAAAUAACGGGAAGAAACAAUGUUACGUCGACUAUAGGAUCGACAUAGCCGAAUAUCUACUGAAGAAUAUGCCAAAACCGAAUGAUAGAGAACGAGGCGAAUUAUCUUCCGGAGAUGCGCCAGAGAGACUGCACGCGAAGCAUUGGGCUCAUUUUCCAAAGCACAUUGAUCCUACAGCAUCAAAAUUAAGACCGUCAAAAUCUUGUAGAAUUUGCCAAAAAAAUUAAAAACGUAGAGAAACAACGUGGGAGUGUAAAGUUCCUUUACAUGCACCAGAAUGCUUCGAAUUAUAUCACACCAUUGCAGAUUAUUAA
Molecule: messenger RNA, 2457 nt
Organism: Ceratina calcarata
Lineage: Eukaryota; Metazoa; Arthropoda; Insecta; Hymenoptera; Apidae
Product: piggyBac transposable element-derived protein 4-like
Molecular function (GO): nucleic acid binding
Source: RefSeq, a predicted model, not a curated record